This is a messenger RNA of Leptomonas pyrrhocoris, 1229 nucleotides long. RefSeq lists its product as hypothetical. Bases 348 to 1229 code for a protein of 293 amino acids. Gene Ontology annotation, molecular function: manganese ion transmembrane transporter activity; iron ion transmembrane transporter activity. The transcript has a single exon. Gene Ontology annotation, cellular component: membrane. Gene Ontology annotation, biological process: intracellular manganese ion homeostasis. NCBI's taxonomy places the organism in Eukaryota, Euglenozoa, Kinetoplastea, Trypanosomatida, Trypanosomatidae. The record is from RefSeq and is a predicted model, not a curated record.
AGUUGCUGCUGGCAGAAUUGUCUUCCGUUUUCCAUCUCCGGUGAAGCCUCGCCCGUCCUCCAUUUCUUGUGAGACUGUCUCUUCAAAACACGCUCCCGUCACCGACUGACGUUCUCCUCGCCAUUUUUUUUCUCCUUAAGUUUUCUCUCUUAAUGCACCUCUCCUGCAUGUUAUUCGUUCGUUCGUAGCAUAAAUAUACAAACGGGAAAGGAAACCGUCCAAUCUUCUCACGAUUCACAGCACUUGGUGCGCUCUUUCCUCUCCUUUGUCUUUUGGUUUUUAGCAUCGUAAUUCUCUUCUUUUUCCUUUUAUGAUACUUUUUUCCCGAUCUACCAUUGUCUGUCAACAUGAGCAAUCACGAGCUUUCUGAGCGGUCGGCCUUGCGUGUUGAGGUGGGGGAGACCGGUGGGUACAAGAGCUGCGACGCCGCACGUGUGGCCUUUCGCAACCGUGACAUCGAGGCGUCCCGCCGUGAGCACAUGAAGCCGAUGCAUCAAGAAAGCCAUAGUUCAAGCGCAACGGAAUACGUAAAGUCCGUUGUUUUUGGUGGUCUGGACGGUAUCAUGACGACCUUUGCUAUCAUUGCCGCUGCGGCAGGCAGUAACGGUAACUACGCGACGGUGCUCAUCUUCGGCUUCUCCAACGUCAUUGCGGAUGGAUUCUCGAUGGGGUUUGGCGAGUACGUGUCGGGAGAGGCGGAGCGCGACAACGCCAUCAUGGAGCGCCGCCGCGAGGAGUGGGAGGUGGAGAAUUCCUUCGACUUGGAGCUGGACGAGAUGGUGCAGAUUUACAUGUCCAAGGGACUGUCGUUCGACGACGCACACACCAUCGUCGGCAUCAUCUCGAAGGACCCGAAGAUGUUUGUCGAUUUCAUGAUGGUCGAGGAGCUGGGACUGUUGGUGGACCUCGAUGACGCGCACGGCCCGAAGAAGCAAGGCGCCGUCAUGUUCGUUUCGUUUCUCGUGUUUGGUGCAAUUCCGCUGCUUGCCUAUUUACCAGGCAAAGGCCAGGGCACCGAUGCCGUCUUUGUCGUCUCGUGCGUGCUGACAGCGAUCUCUCUGAUCGUGCUUGGCGCUGUGAAGGGGUUCCUUGUGGGCUUCAGCAUUUCGCGCUCGGCGGCGUUGAUGGUGCUGAACGGCGCGAUCAGCGGUUUGGUGAGCUUUGUGGCGGGCCAUUUGAUUGAGAUGGCGCUUCGCAAUGAGGUGAGCGGGGCUGCUGCUCCGGUUUAA